CCCAGCGCUGCCGGCGCCGCCGCCCGGCGAUGCCAGCCGGCCCACGGCCGCAGGGGGCCGCGGAGCAGGCGCUGAUCCUGCGGAGCGCACGGACGGCGGCCAUGGGCAGAGGCUGCCCCGGCCCGCACGGACGGCACCGGCAGAUGCUCUGAUGUCUGCUGUGUGUGAAGCUCCCAACACCUGUGCUUGGCGGAUGCACGGCUGUUAGCGGGAAGCCCCGGUAAGAGAAUGAGUGAAAGGGACGUACAAAGCUUGAGCAGAUGGGUUUUAGUGCUCACUCUCUGCCUUACCACACUAUGGGGAAGACUGACGCUGGCCUCCACCCACCACAGAAGCCAUUCAGCACACGUGGAGCCCGGCACCUGCGAGGUCAUCGCAGCACACAGGUGCUGCAAUAAGAACAAGAUAGAGGAGCGCUCCCAGACCGUGAAGUGCUCCUGCUUCCCAGGGCAGGUGGCAGGCACCACACGGGCAGCCCCCUCCUGUGUGGAUGCCUCCAUCGUGCUGCAGAAGUGGUGGUGCCAGAUGGAGCCCUGCCUCGCUGGGGAGGAGUGCAAAGUGCUGCCCGACCUCUCAGGCUGGAGUUGCAGCAGUGGCAACAAAGUGAAGACCACCAAGGUCACCCGGUAGCUCCUGCAGCCUGGAGUCAGCCCUGAUGACAUCGCAGUGCUGGAUGGGAUGGGAGGGUGCCAGCACUGCUGCAAUGCCUCACAGCUCCACAGCCCCGUGAUGCACCCUGCAGCCAAGAAACGGGCUCGUUUUCCCAUCCUCUGAAAUAAAAUGCUCCGAUUGUUGACAGUUAUGGAGACAGACAGACAGCAGAGCUUUAUUCCCUGCUAAAGCAGCGAAGGUCAGUGCUGUGGGAGUUGCACAGAUAGCCUUGCUGCCUCUCUCUCCCUGACCUGGAAGCAGACCCUGCUCAGCACUGCCCGCAGUGGCGGUACCGGGGCGGUCCAACACCUCCUCGGGCUCCGGAGAUGGCAAAACAUUUCCACAGAGCACACUGUUGGUUCUUCCUUCCUGUGUAAUUGCAUUAACGAGGCGGCGAGUUUAAUGCCUGUUCCUACAGAGCCAGUCCCAGGCACCACAUUGCAGCUCGUGUUUGCAUCGAAUUUCAGAAUAAAGAGGAGGAUUCCAGUGCUGGACACGUGCAGGUUCUGCAGCCCUGGGCUGAAUGUGGCAUUAAGGAAACAGGCACCGUGCCCCCGAAUGUGCUCUGUCCCCUCUCUGCAGCUGGAGGGGAGGUGGGGGCCCAAGGACCCGGCGUGGAGGUGCUCCCGUUCUGGGGUAUGCAAUGCUGCUGCAGACUGAUGUACAUAGCAGACUGUGAAAUAUUAAAUCCAAUUUAAUCUCUGCUGAAGAUCUCUUCAUUGCGAAGCUGAGGGGCAGUGCUGGUGAUGGGGCUGAGGGACCCUCACAGGCUCCGAUGCUCACAACUGAUUUUUAGUGCCAUCGGACCACAGAGAGAGACAUUUCUGCAUCGGUUCCCCUACACAUGAAAUUGCUUUGCUGAUUUGUUGAGUCCUUUGUGGUUUGAAGCACGCAGGAUUUGGGCUUUCCAUCAGUUCCUUUAAUGGGAGGUGUUCUGAAGGAGAGCGGGGGUUUUAAUUCAGGGAAGGCUGAUUUACACUUCAAGGGCGAGCGGAGGAUCCCUCAGGUUGUGGUCUGCAUCCCGUUGUCCAGCAGAGGUUUGCAUACAGGACACACCAUGGUUUGGGGGAGCAAAUAUCCCCUCUGUGUGCCUGUGUGCUGAGCACUGAUUCCCUGCAUUGCUUGCCUCCUCCAUGGGAGGAUCCACAGGGGGGCCAUUGGCUCCUCCUGGCAGUGAUGCUGCACCUCCUGCUCUCAGGGGGGGUCCAGGAGCUGCAAGGUGGCCCCAUCCCCACUGGGCAUGGUCCCUUCAAAAGGCUCAGCCCCUGGGGGCUGUCACAGUUCAGAUGCUUCCAUAUCAUCUCCUGGGUAUUGUAAUUACACCUCGUUCAAUUAGUCUUUGGGGGAGGAGGGAAGAGAGAAAAAAAAAACCCUUUGUGUUAAGGUUUGGUGGAGAAUUAUUAGAGAGCGAAUUAAAAGACAAGGAUUUCAUUUUACUUCACAAUAACAAAGGCCUAAUGGAUAAAAUAUCCAAAAAUUACGAGCUGAUUAAAUUUAGAGCUGUGCUAGGUGGUGAAAUGAAAGGUAAAAUGAGACCCUUUGAGAAGCGACGACGUGCGGUACGAGGGGGUGUAUUAUCUGAGAAGUAAGAUGGAAACAUAAUUAACCAUCCGGCGUUACGCUGAGAGAUGGAAAAUUGAAAUGGGAGACAAAAUUAGGUGAAAUUGCAGAGCAGACUCAUUUAUUUCCGUGGUAUAAAUCAGCAUUACCUGUCAGCAGGGCUGAGCUGCUCGGGGCGAUGCUGCCGGCGCAGAGCGCAGCCGGGUGGCACUGCAGGGUGGGCUGCCCCUACCGGGCAUCGCCUGCAGCUCGGAUGGGGGAAACCCAUCCCGGUGGGCGCUGCUCUGCCCCAGCCUGGCUCCGAUCCCUGAGUUUUGCUCCUCCCACUGCUGCGUGCCCUCCUGCUGUGAUCCCUCACGGUGAUGAGUGCCGCAGCCCGGGUUAGAGCAGGAGGGACAUUUUUGGUUUGGUGGCUUGAAAUUUCUGCCUUUCAGGCUUAAUUGGAUUUCUUUCCCCUGCAGCAGGAUAAGAGAAGUAACCCCUGCCACCUUCGCCCUGCUGCUGUCACUCGGUUUGCUCCUGUCAGCCCGUUUGGUUUAGCGCUGCUUUGACGAUGAGCAAGGAAAAGGUUUGUCUCUUCCAGAAGCCACAAGGGGAAGGUGCACCGUGCAGCUGCAGUGCCCCAUUUAGGAACACGGAGCAUCACUGGGGCAGGAGCAGCGGGACGGCUGGGCCGUGCGUGAGGAGCUGAGCUGGGGGUCGCGGCCAAAGCUGCUGCCCCAUGUUUGCUCCAGGCAGCAAAGCAGCGCUGCAGGAUCACGCAGCCUGGUGUUUUAUGAAGCAUGCAUUUGUAGGGAUGUUCUAAGGAAGGGAAUCAAUUAUUCACUUGGGUGUUUCUGAGCUAUAAAAGCAGAAGCGGGGUGCCACCCACCGCUCCAGCCCUACCGACCCUUUCCUUUGCUUUCCUCUCUGCCCAUCUCGCAGUUGAAGGCGGUGGGGAUGGGGCACAGCCCACUCUGCACGCGCUAUUUACCGACCAAAUCAGGGAUUAAAAGAGAUUUUCAUUUUUAUAAAGUGAUUUCUAACCUUGUUUUCCUGCUGGCACUGUUGGCAUUGUGCAAAGCAAUGAGGGAGAUUGCAAUUUAAUUUGUGCCUUUCCCAGCUUGUCGUUAAUCUCCCGACUUACUGCCGGUAUUUGAUUU
Molecule: messenger RNA, 3353 nt
Organism: Tympanuchus pallidicinctus (lesser prairie-chicken)
Lineage: Eukaryota; Metazoa; Chordata; Aves; Galliformes; Phasianidae
Gene: TAFA3
Product: TAFA chemokine like family member 3
Exons: 6
Coding region: 229-630 (133 amino acids)
Molecular function (GO): receptor ligand activity
Source: RefSeq, a predicted model, not a curated record